CCCAAAUCUUUCAGAGAGGGCAGUCUGUCCACACUGACUUCUACGGUAGCCCACUUCCGUUUAGUCUAACCCUACUUCAUUGCGUUCUAUCUAUCGGACGAAAAGAGUUUGCGUUGCCUUGGGCUCUGAGAAUCCUAACUCUAGGCGAAGCAUGCAGAGUUUCCAUGUUCAAACAAAACCAAUAACAGGCCACAUGUUGUAAAAUAGGACCAUCUUUCGAAAUCCAUUUUCUGUCUCAAUUUUUCAACGUCGAGAAUGAAAAGGCAAAAUUCAUGGCAAGACGGAAUCGCAAGAAUCUUUAGGUCCUAUGAUUCUGACAAAACGGUCUCUGGUCGAGAGAGUGAUACCACAUUUACCUGCCAUCCUCAAAGCAGCCUGGAAGACGAGACUAAGUUUGCACCUGAGAGGAGAGAUGGUGAUGAUCCAUGUGUGGACAACGACCUGGACAUGUCAAAGGCAUUCCAGGGCUGUGAAGGAGAAGAAGGAACAGAUCGUCACAAUCGGGACACCCAGGCAAAUGUGCUGGACAAUGAGGCUGGCUCAUUGUCGGAACUCCCUGACAGGCAGCCUCCUCUUGGCCUUACCAAAUCCCCGGGGCCCAGCUCACCCGUGCCCCCCUCAGAUUCUUUUCUCAAAAGACUUGGGAGUUUGUUCCACUUCUUCUCCAAGGCAGAGGCGAGAGCACCACAGCUUGAGCAAGAUUCAGCUGUGCUGCCAGGGCCUGGAGGAGUAACAUGCGAAGUAGCCAGGACCCAGCACAUCAGUGAGACGACCGGUGAGCUGCCUGGGGGGGACGUCGUGGGCCCCCAGUGUCAGGAGAUGGACAAAGCACCUACCGAGCAGGAUCACUCUGCUUAUAUGGCAGAGGAGACAGCCACCGAGGCACAAUCUGGACCAAUGGGCCAGACACCAGAGAGUUUACCGUGUGUGGCUGAAGAUCACGGGCCAACAUGGAGCCAGGCUGGAGACCAUGUGACUUUGACAGGAAACAAUGACGAGGGUCAGCAGCAGCAGGCCUUCGAUGGUCCAGCCGUCAUCACGCACACGACCUACAGAGGCCAGAAGGAGGUCCGAAAGACGCGGAGGAGGCAACCCGUGCAGAUCUACUCGCCCAUCUCGGAGAGUGAUGAGAGCCAUCCCUGUAGAGGAGUGUCCAGUGAGGGUGUAGGAAGCCCUGUUUCACUCACUGGUGACCUCCAGCAGCACAGCGAAGCCGCUGUGGAACUCCCAGGCGUUGCCUCAGAGCAGUAUGAGGUCUUGGACUCACAGGAGGCACAUUCAGAGCCAUCUUCACAGGCUGCGUUUGUCCAGCUAGCUGAUGCCCAUGGUGCUGCCUGCACACACAAGGCUAAGGAUACUCUUUCUAGGUAUCAAGGUUGCCAAGAGUCCCCAUCACUUUGCGUGUCAGCACCUGGCAUUAGGAACUGUGAGGUGAAUGAUUGUUCCUUGUACACAAACAAGAGCCUGGACGUACAGUUAUCUGAGGUGGAUUGUAAUAAAGGUACAGGUGAAAGUGCAGUGAAGCCACAUCUGCCUCUGGAUGAGGAUAUCUUACAGUGUGAAUCAAAAGCUAUGGUCGAUAUCAUACUGAAGAAUGCACUGACUGCACUGCAGAAAAUAGAGACAUCUGAACAAGAGAAUGCCAUUCCUCAUGAGGCUGAUGUUGAGCGUGAACCCUUUACAUAUGCAGGAGCUAGACAUGGAUACCAGAAAGAAGAUUAUGAUUUUAAAUAUGCUACACAAGAACUAGAGGAUAAGCAUGUCAUGCCCACUCAUGUAGAUGACCAAGUCAUCUCUAGAGCACAGGGGGAAGGUAGCAGGUCAACUUUUUCAUCAGGCUAUGAGUCCAUUGCAGGGUCAGACACAGAUAUUCGGUGUAGCCCUGGUCAGAGCUUUGAAGGAAGUCCUCUAGCUCUUCCGACCAGCGGCCUUCAUGUUGAGUCUCUUUCUAUGGCGAUGCCUGGAAUUGCAGACUCUUACGAAGAGAAGUUAACAGGGGAUAGUGAAUCUGAAAACUGUGAAAAGUAUGACAAUGAAAGAAUUGAUGUAAUAAGAAACAUAACAUUUAAAAUGGAAGAUGGAGAGACUGAAGGUUGUGUAGCAUUUGAACCUAAGCCAGAAGAGUUUGGAACUCUGACAUUUGAGGGGUAUUCUAACUCUUGCCUUAUGAGUGAACCUGAAGUGGAAGAUGUUGAUAAAGAAAUCAGACCAAAGCCCUGUCAAAAUUCAGAACAGUCCGUACAAUUUCAACCUGUUUCACAUUGCACUUUUCAGAGUGGAUCCGUUAAUGCAGACAAUGAUAGCCUUGUAGACUUUAAAUUAAACACUUUAAUUGAGCAUACAGAGGUAGGAAACAUGUAUCCAGAAUCUUUUAGUUUAGCAUGUAAGCCUGGGGAGAAGGUUCAGAGUCAAGAAGUUGUGAGACCAAAGCCCUUGCCAAUUGCACAGCACUCAUUAGCAAGCCAUGAUUUUAAAGACAAGGCAGUGGUGGAGCCCACUAGUUUCAGCAACACUGAGUCGAGGCCAGAGAGGAGUACAGUGACGCCCCACCAGUGUGUCAUGUCUGAAGACCAGUGCCAGAAUUCUGAACUCUAUGUUGGAGCCACAGUGUCAGAUGCUAAAGAGAGUUGUGCAACAUUCACAGCACAGGACGGAUUAAAUGCUCAGGACAAAAAUGUGGAUUUUGCUCAAUUAGCCAGCUCAAUCAGUUUGUUGGUCUCGGGACCUCAGCCUGUCCUCUGUUCAGGCUUUCCCAUCGUCCGUGGCGAGGAACAGGAGGAGGAGGAGGAAAUGGAUGCCAUAUUUGUUAAUGACACUGGACCCAUGGAGAAGCCCACUACCCGGAGAGGAAAAACCUAUCCUUUCUCCCUCUCUCCCAUAUUUGAGGAAGAGGAGAGCCUCCAGGUGCCACCGGAGGAGGAUCUAAAAAGUGCUGACCAGCAGACCUGCUCCAUACUGUCCCUCCUGCAGUCAGUGAGUGAGCGCCUUCAGUCCAGCGGCUUCACUGACGGUGACCCUGAGACAUGGGCGGACUCCAUGGAUGCUUUCCGCUGCUCUCGCUGGGGCAGCCUUUCUGACAGAGAGGAUGGAGAUGAGGAGAACCCUCCCGCUGAUCAGGAUUUUACUCUAAAGGAUGAGGCUGAGAUGCUCGGCCGUGUGGAGGAAACAGUUAGUACAGUACCACAUGAGGCACCUGAAGAAAAGGACUGCGUGGACGGUACCCCGUCCAAACAUAAACGGAUUGCUAGCAGCCCGUACUAUGAGUGUCUGAAGUCCAAGCCACCAUCGAUCCUUCCAGUGGGAAGUAUUACUGAUGGAAAACUGUCAAAACCAUUAGUCAGGGGGGAACAGUUAAGCCUUAGAAGGAUCAUGCCAAGACCCUCUGUGAUGCAUAUCUAUGAUGGUAUGACAUUCUCUGGAGAGAAGCGAAUUAUAUUAGGCGAUGUGGUGGACACUUGGGGAAUGACUUUCAAGACCGGAGUCUCUAUACGAGUGCUGACAGGAUGCUGGCUGCUGUAUGUUGAGCCGGGGUUCAAGGGGUCCUGCGUGGUCCUGGAGGAAGGGGAAAAGGUGCUGACCGGUGGAGAGGGGGAGGUGCAGGAACAAAGUACAAACAAAGUCAAGUCUCCAGACCAAGUCUCCAUCGGAUCUAUUAGAAGAGUAGUUAAGGAUGAUCGUAUUCCAGAAAUCCACUGUCAUGGAGAGGGUGAAUCCCCAGUUGUCUUUCAUUCUCGGACUGAGAAUUUGGAGGCUGUCCAGUUAUUUAAUCUCACUGUCAAGUCUGGAUGCUGGCUGGCAUAUGAACAGAAUGGGUUCAGUGGUAAUUUUGCUGUUUUGGAAACUGGAGGAAAAACAACACAUGGAUCUGGGUCACUGGUCACACAUGCGAGGUCCCUGCGUCCCCUCACGAGGGGAGGACCUAAAGUCUCAAGACCGCUGGAUCCCAAGAUGAUGCUGUAUGAGCUCCCCCAUUUCCAAGGCCAGUGCAGAGAGCUUGGAACAAACGCGUCCAGGGUGGAGGGGCUGCAGAGAGUCUCCUCUCUGCGAGUCAUCAGCGGAAUAUGGGUGGGAUACUCCAGAGAACACUACAGAGGCCAGCAGUGUUUGUUGGAGGAGGGUGAAUAUACUGACUGUCGACAGCUUGGCGGCUCGGAUCGUACUUUCCUCUCUUUCCGCUUUCUACUGGCAGAUUGGAUUGAACCAGCCAUCUCAUUGAGGAAUGCUCACUCUCCUGAGACUGCUCAUAUGGACAUAGUUGACCUAGAUGUUUCGGAUAUGGAGAAGAGUGGCCCUAACCUUGCACCCGCUUCCAUUUGUGUCAAGAGUGGAGUGUGGGUUGGAUACAGUGGGAAGUUCUUCUCUGGAGACCAGUACAUUCUGGAAAAGGGCCAACAUUCUGGUCCUCUGGACUGGGGCGACUGCAGUGGUGAAGUCAUGUCGAUCAGGCCGGUCCGUUUGUCUUGUGGGAACAGAGAACCAAAGCAUUUGAUCCAUGCUUACAGUGAGCCUCACUUCUGUGGUGAACAUCGAGAGUACCAGUCUAAAGCAACUGACUGCAGCUCUCCCUAUCCCAUGUCAUUCAGGGUGAUCCAUGGAAGUUGGGUGCUUUUUGAUGAAGAGGGCUGCUCUGGAAACCAGUUUAUCCUGACGGAGGGGCUUUUUCCCGACCUAACUUCAUGUGGCAAUGGGGUAUCAGCCAUCAAGUCACUCCAGCCAGUUCCAUAUUGUUUUUCAGAUCCAUCCAUUAGUCUGUUCUCCCUGGACUCCUUUGAAGGCUUGGAGAUGGAGGCAGUUAUGACUAUGGAUGACAUGGAAGGCUUUUUCACUCAAUCUCUUCGGGUCCAUAGUGGACUAUGGGUGGUGUAUGAAUAUAGUCAUUUUAAAGGCCGUCAGAUGCUUCUAAAGACUGGUGAAUACUCCAUGUGGGGUGAACACAGUGGCUGGGACACCAUUGGCUCUCUUCACCCUCUUGGACAGCCAAAAGCUUAUGUUCAGUUGCGGAACCGGGCCCUGGGCUCAGUGUUGACUGCAGAACCCACACAGGAUGGUAACGCUCCAGCCAAAGUGUCCCUAAAAGCGCCCAAGUCAUUGGACUGUCAGCAGUGGAUUUUUACCGAUGGACUCCUCAAAUGCAAGGUGGGGAAGGCGUGCAUGUCUGUGAUUGGUGGGAAGGCACAUGUAGGAGCCCGCGUAGCCCUGUGGCCAGAGCAUGGGCGCGCUCACCAGAGGUGGAGCCUCAACGAAAAUGGGACCGUUUCCUCACAUCUGAACCACAGCCUUGUACUGGACAUUAGAGGUGGCAAUGGCAUCGACAGGGACCACUUCAUUGUCAAUCAGUUUUCAGCUGAUCGGUCUACACAGUUCUGGGACAUUGAGUUGGUGUAGAUUUGUUUUGUUGUUAUUGUCUUUUAUUGAAGCACAUUUGCACAUCCAUAAGUUUCGCUUUAAAAGCGGCCUUUUAAUGCGGGUUUACCCUUCCCUCUGUGAAACUAGGGAUGUUAAUGUUUGUUUAUUCCUUGAUGUCAUGGAAGAUCCUCAGACAAAACAGAGGGUUAAAAAAAUCCCUGACAUUAGCCCAGACUAAACCUCAAGUGUGUAUGUUUUUCAGGAAAAGGUCAUCUCACUGGACUUAAAGAUGUACAAUAAUAUUAUAUAAUGUUAAAUUUGUGUAUAAAAAAGUAAAUUCAAUCACAGUUCUUAUCUAUUACUGUAACCAAUAAAGUGCCAAUAGACUUACUUCUGUCUAUGCACCUGUUUGUAAAGUCUGUAUUUGUUGAAGGUUUGUGCCAGACAUAUAAUUUUGCUGAUAAUGUGGAAAUCCACCCAUACCUUGGUGUAGGAAACCUGGUUGUGUCAAACAUUACUGGUUGACAGUGUUCUUCCUGAAUAUUCAUAUUACACACUUUACUAAGCUAAUGUAAGGGUUUUUUAGUUGCCACUAAAGAGGAUAUAUUUCAAGAAUACCCCUCAGGUGUACUUAACACUAAUUGUUCACACAUUUUGUGAGUCUGCUUGUCUAUUGUUUGAGAGGAGUUUCAUUUGUUUAAUUUACACAUUGAUUACACUGGUCAUUAAUCUUAAAAUCCUCAGCCAUAUUGCAUGUUGCCAGUUGUUUGGAUCUAUUGGUGCAGUAUUUAAUAAUGUUAAAGGGAGCUCUGAUCAUGCACUUCAUUAAAUUUGAUCAACCAACGGUUUAGUAAUUUCAUACAUUCUUCCAUCUUGGCACCAUUUAUUCAUAACGGGUGUUCCGGAUUUCCGGUUGCAAAGAUUUGUUCUUCACUUUUCAUGUUAUAUAACCAUAACUGUCAAUAUGUGGCGUUAUAACAUGCAUACAGCUGCAAUAUUUAUUACUUACACUUAAAAUGGAUUCUCUUUAAAGGUUUUCCCUAUAUUUUUUCCAAUUAAAAUGGUCACUGAGAAUUUUUUAAAAGCAUUCAUGUGUAAUGUUUAAGCCUUUCUCAAUGUAAGUCUUUUAGGGGGCAAUGGUUGAAAUUCAGUGCCAUGUUUAGUCCAGACUUGUAUGUUAUGGGCAAAUGCUCUUUUUUUCAGGAGAUGCAGUAGCAGUACAAUAGCAGUGCCCUGGCAGGCCUCAUGACAGAUUAACGCAGAAUCUAGUGGAAACUGGACAUGUUGACCUGUGAGCCUGUAAGACUUGAAACCAACUAGCCAUCUAAGAAGUCAUGCAUUUUAUUGGGUUGAUCCCUCAGGCUGCAUCUGUUCUCUGGGUCACCUGGGUAUGGCUUUCAGACCAAAAACUACACCUUUAAUGCAUUGUGUGACUAAUGGUUGUCACUGUGAUAAUGUAAAAUUGUAGAAAACAAUAGAAUACAGUGACUGAUGUUGGGUGUUUCUGUAGUCGUAAAUCAAUUAACAUUACUGAAAUCCAUCAGUUAUUGGUUGCUGCUACAAUAAAGGAAUUUAACUGCCAGUUAGUGUAUCUUAUAUUUUAUACAUUGUAUCAUUUGGAAUAGAUGACACUGAGAGGAACUGUAACAUGCUGCCUAGUUUCUUUGAAGGCACCUCUGUGGUGGCUAUACUUUUUGUGUGCUAAAAUUCAAAAAUAAAAAACAGUCAAAACCA
This is a messenger RNA of Alosa alosa (allis shad), 7080 nucleotides long. RefSeq names its product beta/gamma crystallin domain-containing protein 3. The transcript has 22 exons. Gene Ontology annotation, biological process: visual perception; lens development in camera-type eye. Gene Ontology annotation, molecular function: structural constituent of eye lens. The record is from RefSeq and is a predicted model, not a curated record. Bases 256 to 5385 code for a protein of 1709 amino acids. Lineage: Eukaryota; Metazoa; Chordata; Actinopteri; Clupeiformes; Clupeidae.